This is a messenger RNA of Penicillium alfredii, 894 nucleotides long. RefSeq names its product basic secretory family protein. NCBI's taxonomy places the organism in Eukaryota, Fungi, Ascomycota, Eurotiomycetes, Eurotiales, Aspergillaceae. Bases 1 to 894 code for a protein of 297 amino acids. The record is from RefSeq and is a predicted model, not a curated record. The transcript has 2 exons.
AUGACCUCUCCCACCCCGUCAGCUCACCCCUCCGCAAUCCCCAGGACCAAUCCACAAGAAGAAAUACAAGCCUCGCGCAGCCAAGGCUCGGAGGAAACACGAACCGGUGAAGAGAUCAUCGCUGGCGUAUUGCCUCGGCCAAAGUUACGCCUCCACGUGCAAGACCUCCGUCAUCCGUCAUCGAGUACUUUCCUCCGCCUGAUUCCUGACGUGGCAUCCACGCUCGAGACCGCUCUCAGCAACAUCAUCAGAUACCUCUACACUGCGCCCAGACCCAGAUCAGACCACGGCCAUGACCGGAAAACCAAGCGGCCGGCCUUUACCCCCUCCGUGCCCCCCACCCGCUCCGUAACCGUGUUCAUACGCGACUUCGGCGGCGUCGCGUACACGACCGGGAGCGAGCUCGACAAUGACCACAAGGAGAUCCACCUGUCUCUGUCGUAUAUCCACAGCUGCACUGCAGGGUCCUCUGCGAAAGCCGAUCCAGUGCAUGAGCUCGUCGGAGUUCUCACCCAUGAGCUGGGUAUUGCCGACUUUGUUCGGCUUAAGGCCUCUCUGGACCCGCCGCAUUGGAAGCGCCCGCAGUCGGCACCGGAUCGUGCGCCCAAGUGGGAUAUGGGGUAUCAGCACACGGCGUACUUUCUGGCUUGGGUCGAGGAUGUUCGGGUCGGGGAGGGGGCCAUCGGCAUGCUGAAUGAUCGGCUCUUGAGGGUGGGGUAUGUCGGAGAGGAUGAGGACUCCGCUUGUGGGAGUGAAUCGUUUUGGAAAGGUCUCUUUGGGGCUGGAGUUGCAGAGUUAUGGGAGGAGUAUGGCUGUUACCUGGAUGACCCACAGAAAGAGAGUGCUCAAAGACCUAGCGGGGAUUGGGAGGAUGAGAUGGUCAACCCGGAGUAA